GACCGGGUCAGGGACCUAACUCGUGUGAACAAGUGCAAGGUCAAAAACAAUGCCUUGGCCAGUCCCUGUCGUUCAUGAAUUUGCACAGGUCCCCACCAACCCCUCCGAAGCUGACUUCCAUGGGCCAUACAAUAAACUCCUUUACACCGUGUUUCCGGCGGACGGUCCCUUUACAGUUGUUCCUGUGUACAUCCCUGGUUCACGCGAGUUAGCCCCCCCUCUCGUCUUCUUCGAGGUUACAGUUGAGCGUAAACCUGUCCUCAUACUGCUGCUAAAAUCACCCAGUGAUCUUCGUUACCGUUCCCAGCGUAAAGCCGCUGAUAAAGAAAUUCGGGUUCGCAUCGAGGAUUUAAUCGAAUAUUGGCACAUCCCCACGCUAUAUGCUGUUAGUGCAAUGGGAACCAGACUGUGCUUCUUCUCCAAACAGCCUGGCCAGCCUAUCGUACCAAUCACUCCCCUUAGUUCUAUCGACGAGACCAAAACAGUUCCAGAGGAGCAUUGGAGCUAUGACAUUCUGGAAGAAGAGGGGGAGCAGAAAUUCCGAGCAAUGGUUGAAGAGACACAGCAGGCUUAUGCUGCUCUAUGAAGGUUGUGCACAUGUAUCAGCUAUUUUGUAAGUGUUCUGAAAUUGUGCAGUUUGUACGCUCGGGUACAAUUGCGACAAGUGUAUUGUCUAAUCCAAAUAGGAAAUGUGUCAAUGAAAGCAAGCGCUUGACACAGAAGGAAAGCCCGCUGCCAGCCUACUUGAUUUGGUCGUCCUUGUCAUUUCUGUUUUAUUUUUUACCGACUCUGACUCCACGGUUCGAAUCAAAAGAGAUGCAUGUAUGGUGCGGCAACAGUGACAGAUGUCAUUAAUCAACCAUGGACGCUGAAUUUCAACUUGAAAUUCAUGACUUCCUCGUAUCACUUGCAAGUCUCCGUACCAUUCCCCCUUGACUCCCAGUGGCGACAGACACAGCUUUCGCCGUCACUUGUAAUAUAUCGUCCUCGUUGAGGAUUUUUCCCCUGACCCCUAAAUGUCUAUUC
Cantharellus anzutake is the source of this 1026-nucleotide messenger RNA. RefSeq lists its product as uncharacterized. Bases 50 to 586 code for a protein of 178 amino acids. Lineage: Eukaryota; Fungi; Basidiomycota; Agaricomycetes; Cantharellales; Hydnaceae. The record is from RefSeq and is a predicted model, not a curated record. The transcript is spliced from 3 exons.